UUGGUUGCAACCAAUUUGGGAUAUAAUACAUGUUUUCCGUUGCACAGGGAGCUUGACAUUAUCCAGAGUGUGUCUCAUGUUCUUUUAGUCCAUCUGUGAGAUUGACGGCUCUGCAGCUGAUUUCAAGUGGGAUCUUUCCUUUGAUGUGGGCAAAUGAAAGACAGUAUUGGACAUAUGGUAUGUAGUUUACUUAGUGUGGGUCCCAGUGAUGACUUUCACGGCCACAUAAACUAGAGCCGUGUAGUGUUGCUCACCAGUUCGUGGUGGCCUGUGACGUUCUCUGCUGUGAUCAUCGUUGGACAGGGACGGUGGAUAUGUGUACGGCAGAGGUUUAGCGGCAACAUUCUCGUGAAUUUGUAUGAAUGAACUCAGGGACAUUCUCAUUGAUAUGGCCGUCUGAUCUCUAACAGGGACUUUUCCGGUAUUGUGCGCGUCUGAACAGUGACUUUGACAGUUGAACUCCACAGUGAAUUUUCCAGGGAUGUGCUAUUCUGAACUCAAACACUGACAUUCCCUGUGAUGUGCUCGUCUGAACUCGAAUAUUGACAUUCCCUGUGAUGUGCCCGUCUGAACUCGAAUAUUGAGUUUCCCUGUGAUGUGCGCGUCUGAACUCGAAUAUUGAGUUUCCCUGUGACGUGCCUGUCUGAACUCGAAUAUUGACAUUCCCUGUGAUGUGCCCGUCUGAACUCGAAUAUUGACAUUCCCUGUGCUGUGCCCGUCUGAACUCGAAUAUUGACAUUCCCUGUGAUGUGCCUGUCUGAACUUGAAUAUUGACAUUCCCCGUGAUGUGCCUGUCUGAACUCGAAUAUUGACAUUCCCUGUGCUGUGCCCGUCUGAACUCGAAUAUUGACAUUCCCUGUGAUGUGCCCGUCUGAACUCGAAUAUUGACAUCUCCCUGUGAUGUGCCCGUCUGAACUCGAAUAUUGACUUUAUCUGUGAUGUGUCCGUCUGAACUCUAACAUUGACUUUCCCUGAGAAGUAUCAUUCUGAAAUCCAGCAGUGACGUCCCUUGUGAUGUGCCCGUCUGAACUUCAACAAUACCAUUCCCUCUGAUAUGUGCCUGUCUGAACUCCAUCCAACAUUGAUGUUCCCUCUGAUAUGUGCCUGUCUAAAUUCCCUCCAACAUUGAUGUUCCCUCUGAUAUGUGCCUGUCUGAACUCCCUCCAACAUUGAUGUUCCCUCUGAUAUGUGCCUGUCUGAACUCCCUCCAACAUUGAUGUUCCCUCUGAUAUGUGCCUGUCUGAACUCCCUCCAACAUUGAUGUUCCCUCUGAUAUGUGCCUGUCUGAACUCCCUCCAACAUUGAUGUUCCCUCUGAUAUGUGCCUGUCUGAACUCCGACAGGGUUCAGCUGUGGAACUUGCCCAAAAGAACCCUAAUUAACCCUUUAUGAAUAUUUGACCAUGAAAGCCAUGGCGAUGACGACUAUUAUCUGAAGCAGCGGUUUGAGUUCAGUCCAACGACUUUUUGGUUGCGAACUGACGAUGUUCCGUGUUUGUGUUUAUGCUGUUGACGUCAAGGGUGAGACAGGGAAUGCCAACCUCCACAUCAUCCUCCACGACGACUUUGGCGAAGCAUCAGAGAAGAUUACUUUACACGACAUCCUCAACGGCGACAUGACGCCAGGGUGUGGACAGAGGUUUGAGACAGACAUUAAUGUCAAGAAGAGCCUGUCCAGCGUACUGCGGAGACUGGAAUUGUGGCGGGACAAGGACAAGCAACUCACUCAGUGGUUUGUGGAGAAGUUAACAGUGAGUAGCGAACAGACGCAGUCCCUGUUCGUCUUCCCCGUGCUGAGAUGGUUGAAGGCGGAUACUCACCACCUGUUCAGGAACGCGGAUAUGUGUUGUCCACCUCAAGAUGAACAGCUGCUGGAACAGAGGCAGUUUGAGCUGGAGGAGACGAGGCAAGUCUACAUUGUCGGCGCAACGAAUACGUCACUUCCGGUCAAGGCUGCAGAGGUGCCGGACGAUGAAGUGUUUUCCAAUGAAUUCAAGAAUUCCCUUGACUUAGAGGGGGCGUUUGAGAAGCUGAACGACAGAUUGACGUGUUGGAGUACGGACAGUUGGGGCAGCAUCCGGGACAUCACAUGUCUCCAUCAGUCACUGGGCAUAGAGGAACCGCAGGGAGUCACACACUGGCAGGAAGACUGGUACUUCGGUCAGCAGCGUCUCUCUGGCUGUGACCCCACAUACAUCCGUCUGUGCACCCAAAUUCCGGACAAACUGGCUGUGACGGAAAGAAUGCUGCUCCCUAUGUUGGAGAACCAGGAUCUUGACCGUGUCGUCGGCGAGAAGAGGCUCUUCAUCAUCGACCAUUUCAUCCUUCACCAUCUUCAGCAGUACAAUGGACGUGUGGUGUGUGCCCCCAUUGCCUUGUUCUUCCUCAACUCAGCGAGACAGCUUGUUCCGAUCGCCAUACAACUGUUCCAAGACCCGGGGCUCAGGAACCCUGUGUUUUUCCCAACCGACCCCGGUGGUGUGUGGAGUCUGGCCAAGCAGUGGUUUAACAACGCUGAAGCUCAGAUCCACCAGGCCUUAACCCACUACACUGUGUGUCACUCACUGAUGGAAGGCAUUUGUGUCAUGACGCACCGCCACCUGGCGGAGAACCACCCCAUCUUCAAACUCCUCACACCGCACUUCCACCAACUCCUCGCCAGCAACAAGUUGUGUAGAGAGCAGAUCCUGCAGCCUGGCGGACCGAUGGACGCUGUGCUGAGCUGUGGGGCUGGGGGGAUGAACACCAUCAUUAGGAGGGGACUUCCGCUCUGGAGAAUGGAUGUCGAGGGCAGUUUACCUGAAGAUUUAAAAGCGCGAGGGGUCUUUGACAACAAUGUCCUCCCUGGCUACUACUACAGGGACGACGGUCUCCUCGUCUACAACGCCAUCGUCGCUUACAUCACGAAGUACAUCAACCUCUACUAUGAAUAUGAAGAAAAGAUCGGAGAAGAUUUUGAACUUCAGUCUUGGGCAUCAGAGCUGACGAAAUCCCGGGAAGAUGGGGGCUUAGGAAUAAACGGCGUCCCGGGUGAAGGUCGAAUUUCAACCUACGAACACCUGGUCAAGGUCACGGCGAGCGUCAUCUUCACGUGCACAGCUGGCCACGCAGCCGUGGGGGAUCGCACUACACGCGACCAGUACGCCUUCCCCCCUGCAUACCCAACCUUUAUGAGAGGGGCACCGCCUUCGGAGAAGAAAAGGCCAAACCGCAGGCAUAUUAUUUUGGCGUUAUGUCUUCAGGGGGAUCGAGAGGAGGAGGACAUGCUACAGACGCUACCAGACCAGCACCUGUCUGCACUAGCCUCCGUUCUGGCCUCGAACCUGUGCGGCGUGCCAACAUCGCGACUAGGAGAACCUCGUCUGCAGUAUAUCUCGGACCCUUCUGCCAUAGAUAUAUGUCUCAGGUUUCAAGAAGAACUGGAAGAGGCAAGUUAUCUGAUCAACUGGCGCAACAAGAAGCGUGUCUGUCCGUACACGUGUUUGAACCCCAAGUCUAUUCCAAACACACCGUUCUCGUAACACCUGGUUUAAGUUGCUCCAACUCGCUCCUGCCUCUACACGUGUCUGGAUAUCAAGACUUACCCAACACAUCCUUCUCGGAACGCUGGCCAUUAGAUACAGCCAUGCACUAACUCGCUCCUGCCUCGACAGGGUCACGUGCAACUAUGUCCGUAUCACGUGAAUAAGUAAACAUGUCAUCUGUAACGUGAAUCCUGUUAAUCUGGAACCUUGAAAGCAACAGACGGGGUAAACGAGUCUCAGUGAAAGAGAAAUAUGAAUCAUAAUAGACUCAAUAAUUUCUCAAGUUUUAGAUAUGUUCUAAUGAGGGGUACCCCUCCAACUCCCAAUGUAGAAAUGAUCAACACCUUGAAGAAAGCGAGGACCGCCAGUCUGUUGCUAAGGUGAUGCAAUGAAACAUGAAAGCGUUGCCAUUGUUAGGUUUUAGAUAAUUGAAAUCAUCUCAUUUUCGUUUUCUUGUUCAUUCAGGAACCAUAAACUGUCUUCAAUAAUAACUGCUUCCUAAUGUAUGGAGCCUGUGUGAUACACAUGGGGCGCAUAUGUGAUCCAUUCAUCUAAGGCGCCGCAAUUAGCUGUGCAGAGUUGCGUCCCUUAGGCACGCAAGAAACCUAUGAUUGUGGAUUCGAAACUGGGUUCACCGCGAUUAUGAUAUAACUUGAAUACUGUUAUAAGCGGCGUUAAACCCAACUCACUCACUCACUCACUAUGAUACAUAUGACUACUCUGUGUAUGAGUACAUUAAAACUCAUGA
Messenger RNA from Haliotis rufescens (red abalone), 4270 nucleotides. Its product is annotated as allene oxide synthase-lipoxygenase protein-like. Gene Ontology annotation, molecular function: metal ion binding; oxidoreductase activity, acting on single donors with incorporation of molecular oxygen, incorporation of two atoms of oxygen; protein binding. The record is from RefSeq and is a predicted model, not a curated record. Bases 1483 to 3519 code for a protein of 678 amino acids. The transcript has 15 exons. Lineage: Eukaryota; Metazoa; Mollusca; Gastropoda; Lepetellida; Haliotidae. Gene Ontology annotation, biological process: lipid oxidation.